UUUCUACUUGGGCUAUGAACGUCUCCCGAUCUACCAGCUCACACUCAACGACGCCGGCGAUAACGACUACAAAUACCACCCGCCAGACCACAAGACGAGUUCGAUUCGAUUUAAUACCCUAUUAAUAUCUUGCCCAACAUGUGGAUUGUCAACUGGUUCUACGAUGUGCUGUCCUCGCUGGGACUGCUUAACAAGCACGCCAAGCUCCUUUUCCUGGGCCUCGACAAUGCGGGAAAGACGACUCUUCUGCACAUGCUGAAGAACGACCGUGUGGCUAUCCUCCAGCCCACUCUCCACCCCACCUCCGAGGAGCUCGCCAUCGGCAACGUUCGAUUCACCACCUUCGAUUUGGGCGGUCACCAGCAGGCUCGCCGUAUCUGGAGAGACUACUUCCCUGAGGUCAACGGUGUCGUCUUCCUCAUCGACGCCAAGGACCACGAGCGAUUCCCCGAGGCCAAGGCCGAGCUCGACGCCCUCCUGUCCAUGGAGGAGCUUGCCAAGGUUCCCUUCGUCAUCCUCGGCAACAAGAUCGACCACCCCGACGCCGUCUCCGAGGACGAGCUGCGACACCAGCUGGGUCUUUACCAGACCACUGGAAAGGGCAAGGUUCCUCUGGAGGGCAUCCGGCCGCUUGAGAUGUUCAUGUGCUCCGUCGUGAUGCGACAAGGCUACGGCGAUGGCAUUCGCUGGUUGUCGCAGUACGUGUAAGAGCGAGCGAGCGAGCGAGAUACGGGGAGGAAGUGUUGCCGAGAGCUAUACCAGUUUGGAGGAUUGAGGGUCGGGGAGGGAUG
Ilyonectria robusta is the source of this 791-nucleotide messenger RNA. Its product is annotated as ADP-ribosylation factor family-domain-containing protein. NCBI's taxonomy places the organism in Eukaryota, Fungi, Ascomycota, Sordariomycetes, Hypocreales, Nectriaceae. The transcript is spliced from 5 exons. Gene Ontology annotation, molecular function: GTPase activity; GTP binding. Bases 139 to 708 code for a protein of 189 amino acids. The record is from RefSeq and is a predicted model, not a curated record. Gene Ontology annotation, cellular component: endoplasmic reticulum exit site; COPII vesicle coat. Gene Ontology annotation, biological process: endoplasmic reticulum to Golgi vesicle-mediated transport; intracellular protein transport; membrane organization.